This is a messenger RNA of Danio aesculapii, 1134 nucleotides long. RefSeq names its product draculin (gene drl). Gene Ontology annotation, cellular component: nucleus. Gene Ontology annotation, biological process: regulation of transcription by RNA polymerase II; central nervous system development. The record is from RefSeq and is a predicted model, not a curated record. Lineage: Eukaryota; Metazoa; Chordata; Actinopteri; Cypriniformes; Danionidae. Gene Ontology annotation, molecular function: DNA-binding transcription factor activity, RNA polymerase II-specific; RNA polymerase II cis-regulatory region sequence-specific DNA binding.
AUGGAGGGAAACAAAAAAGGAGAAACAAAAGCCAAAAAAGUCGCCUGCUCUUAUUGCAAAAAACGAUUCACACAUAAAGCGCACCUUCAGGUUCACAUGAGACUUCACACUAGAGAGAAGCAGAAAGACAGAAAAGCCAUGGCAGAGAAGCUACACACAUGCUAUCAGUGCGGGAAGAGUUUCCCAUUAAAGAGAAGCCUUCAGAAACACUUGAUUAUACACACCGGAGAAAAACCACACAGGUGUGAUCAAUGUGGGAAGAGUUUCCAUUCAAAGAAUAUAAAACAGCACAUGCUCAUCCACACCGGAGAGAAGCCGCAUGAAUGUAAUCAAUGUGGGAAGAGUUUCCGAAGCAAAAGAGAUGUUAAGAAACACAUGCUCAUCCACACCGGAGAGAAGCCGCAUGAGUGUGAUCAAUGCGGGAAGAGUUUCCGAAGCAAAGGUGAGGUGAAGAUACACAUGCUCAUCCACACCGGAGAGAAGCCGCAUGAGUGUGAUCAAUGCGGGAAGAGUUUCCGAAGCAAAGGUGAGGUAAAGAUGCACAUGCUCAUCCACACCGGAGAGAAGCCGCAUGAGUGUGAUCAAUGCGGGAAGAGUUUCCGAAGCAAAGGUGAGGUGAAGAUGCACAUGAGCGUCCACACUGGACUGAGGCCGUACCCAUGUGAUGAGUGCGGAAAGUUUUUUGCUCAAAAAAAACAGCUUCAGAAGCACAUGCUCAUCCACACCGGAGAGAAGCCGUAUCGAUGUGAUCAAUGCGGGAAGAGUUUCACUCAAAAAACACACCUUAAUGGUCACAUGAACAUCCACACCGGACUGAAACCAUACCCAUGUGAAGAGUGCGGAAAGUUUUUUGCUCAAAAAAAACAGCUUCAGAUGCACAUGAAAGUCCACACCGGAGAGAAGCCAUAUCCAUGUGAUCAAUGUGGGAAAUGUUUCCCAUACAAACAAAGCCUUAAACUACACCUGGCAGCCCAUGCCAAGGUGAAUCCUUACACAUGUGACGAGUGCGGGAAGAGUUUCAAAACCAGGUUACAAUUUAGGAGCCACAUGAAACUCACCCUGAAUAUAAGCCGUACAAAUGUGAUCAAUGCGAGAAGAGUUACGGGCGAGAAGACCACCUUCAGAGACACAUGA